AGAAGCAAUUUCAAGAUGUUCAGAAUGCUCGGAAUGUAUUCUGUGGUGUUCUUCUUGUUGGUGCUGCAAAUUCGAGGCGAUGUCAGACAGGAAGCACUACAAAACAAAAACAUGUUUGGCGGAGACAUGGCUGGAGGAAUCAAUGUCCCUCGAAUCAGCAACAGUACAGAUGGACCUGUCAUGGCCUUUGUGCCUAACACCGAUUAUAAGCUCUGGACUGGGGGCGUCUUGUACUACGAGUACGACGCAACUGCCACCAGAAAUGAUCAAGUGCUGUCUGCUGCGAUCCAGGAGAUCCACGACAAGACGUGCCUCAGGGUUUAUCCCAGGAAUGGACAAGCAAGCAUCACCAGUUACGUCAGAAUCACCACUACGGAGCCUGGGUGCUGGUCCUACGUUGGGAUGAAGACCACUGGAUCCCAGCAGUUGAACCUGUCUGUUUCAGGGUGCUGGUACGUGGGAACAGUCAUUCACGAGCUUCUGCAUGCCUUUGGCUUCAACCACGAACACCAACGUUAUGACAGAAACACAUAUGUCACCAUCCAGGAAGCCAACGUUGAAGCUGGUGCGUGCUGGUCCUACGUUGGGAUGAAGACCACUGGAUCCCAGCAGUUGAACCUGUCUGUUUCAGGGUGCUGGUACGUGGGAACAGUCAUUCACGAGCUUCUGCAUGCCUUUGGCUUCAACCACGAACACCAACGUUAUGACAGAAACACAUAUGUCACCAUCCAGGAAGCCAACGUUGAAGCUGCUUCAUUGCACAAUUUCGCACUAGUCCCGUUGGCUGAGUCGACGAACGUGGACAACCCCUACGACUUGGACUCCAUCAUGCACUACGGGGCCUACGCGUUCGGCAAGGUGGACGCCACAACCAACUUGAGACUUCAAACCAUCUUUGUGAAAAGUGACCCGGCUCGAAUAAUGAAAGAGCCCUAUGACCUGACCAGCCUUUCAGCGGGAAAUGUGAGAGAAAUACAGGCAGUCUACAAGGCCGAAUGCCCAGCUGUUGGAGGAAAUACUCCGGCUCCUGCUGCCAAAAAGUUGGCACGCCUCCUGCCCGACAUCGUCCAACUUCUCCGUCGUCUUCUCAGUAUCAUGGAGUGAAUCUGCUAAUUUUAACCGAGUUUGUCAUGAUGAGGUUGACCUCAUGAUUGAAAUAUGCAGAGAAAUGGAAAGGAAAAAAUGCUCUGUAAGAGGAA
This is a messenger RNA of Notodromas monacha, 1199 nucleotides long. The record is from the annotation of a GenBank genome assembly. Lineage: Eukaryota; Metazoa; Arthropoda; Ostracoda; Podocopida; Cyprididae.